AUGAUUUUUCCUUGGGGGUUUAGAAGUAACGUUAAAGUACAUCAAUCGAAAAGUGAUAGAUCCAUUGAUUUACCUUUGAGGAGUGGUGAAAAAACUAUCAAAUAUUCAGAUUUCAUUAAUGAUGAAUUGCCAAUUAUAGAUGAGAAUGAGAAAUUAUGGUUGAACCCACUUUUAUUUAAUGGAUUAUUACAAACAUUAUACUAUUCAUCUGCUAACUUAUCUCAUAAAUUCCAAGUAUACUAUGGUAGAGAAAUUUUCACGUAUGAAGAUGGAGGUGUUUGUUCUAUCGAUCAUGUAAUCCUGCAACCAGAAAACAAAGAAGAAUUCAAAGCUCUUCACGAUAAAACCUUACCGGAGGGAUGGCCAAAGUUGCACCCUAGAUCUAGAUAUUUUACUGAUGAAGAAUUAGAACAGAUUAGAAACCCCAACGAUUCACAAUCUACCAAACCAAUUUGUGUUAUCAUACAUGGUUUGGCAGGAGGGUCCCAUGAACCAUUAAUUCGUAAUUUAGCCGAAUAUUUGAGUACUGGCAAAAAUGAACAUAGAUGGGAUACCUUGGUUAUUAAUUCUAGAGGAUGUUGUCGUACCAAGAUCACCAAUGGAAAAUUGUUCACUGCAUUGUCAACUGGUGACAUUCACGAAGUUUUGGUCGAAUUGAAGAAAAGAAACCCAAACAGACCAAUUUACACUGUCGGAUUUUCUUUUGGUGCUGCUAUCUUGGCCAAUUACUUAGCUGAAAUAAAAAAUGAUACCAUGAUAAGUGCUGCCUGUUUGGUCGGUUGUCCAUGGGAUUUGGUGGACAGUGCUUACCAUAUCGAAAAUUCUUGGUCUGGUAGCUAUCUUUUCAACCCAGCUUUAACCUCAUUUUUGAACAAGUUGGUGAAGAAUAACUUCACUGAGUUAAACCACCACAACUCAGAGUUAUUCAACGAAGAGAACUUAAAGAAAGGUAUGAAGCAAACCAAGACCUGGCAAUUCGACUCUGUCUACACAUGUCACACUAUUGGCUAUAGCAACCCUUUCGAAUAUUAUAGAGAUGCUUCUCCUGUUAACAGAAUUCUGAAAAUCCACACCCCUACAUUAAUCUUGAACUCUACAGAUGAUCCAGCUGUUGGUGUGAGAUUACCAUGGAUGGAAGUCGAAAAUAAUCCUCACCUUUGUAUGGUAGAAACUGAUUUAGGUGGACAUUUAGGUUAUGUUCAAUCUUCUGGAAAAUUCUGGUGUGUCCAAUUAGUAGAAGAAUUCUUUGCUAAGUUUGAUGAAUUAAUUGCUUCCUAG
Debaryomyces fabryi is the source of this 1278-nucleotide messenger RNA. RefSeq names its product medium-chain fatty acid ethyl ester synthase/esterase (gene EHT1). Gene Ontology annotation, molecular function: acetylesterase activity; monoacylglycerol lipase activity. The transcript has a single exon. Bases 1 to 1278 code for a protein of 425 amino acids. The record is from RefSeq and is a predicted model, not a curated record. Lineage: Eukaryota; Fungi; Ascomycota; Pichiomycetes; Serinales; Debaryomycetaceae. Gene Ontology annotation, biological process: medium-chain fatty acid catabolic process; medium-chain fatty acid biosynthetic process.